Myxozyma melibiosi is the source of this 681-nucleotide messenger RNA. RefSeq lists its product as uncharacterized. Lineage: Eukaryota; Fungi; Ascomycota; Lipomycetes; Lipomycetales; Lipomycetaceae. The annotation marks the transcript as partial. The record is from RefSeq and is a predicted model, not a curated record. Gene Ontology annotation, molecular function: zinc ion binding. The transcript has 2 exons.
GGCUGCCAACAUUACCAGCGCGGGGUGAAGCUGCAAUGCUCGCAAUGCGAGCAGUGGCACUCCUGCCGAUUCUGCCACGACGAAGUCGAGGACUCGCAUCAACUCGUGCGGUAUGAGACCAGAAACAUGCUCUGCAUGAGAUGUCUCCUACCCCAGCCUGCUGCACAGGACUGCAGGGGCUGUGGGACGCGGGUGGCGAGAUAUUACUGUGAUAUAUGUAAGCUGUGGGAUGAUGACCCCGAGAAAUCGAUUUACCAUUGCGCAGAUUGCGGCAUCUGUCGCAUAGGCGAGGGAUUAGGAAAAGACUUUUUCCACUGCAAGACCUGUAAUGUCUGCAUGUCGAUCCAGCUUGAGAAUGCGCACAGGUGCAUAGAACACUCGACCGAAUGCAACUGUCCGAUCUGUGGCGAGUACAUGUUCACGUCGACAAUGACAGUAGUAUUCAUGUCCUGCGGCCACUCGAUCCACCAGCAAUGCUACUACCAGCACACCAAGAACUCGUACAAAUGCCCGACUUGCGCGCGGUCGAUAAUCAACAUGGAAAGCCAGUUCCGGCUGCUGGACCGCGAGAUCGAGCGCCAGGCGCUGCCGGAGCCGUACAACCUCUGGCGGAGCGUGGUGUACUGCAACGACUGCUCUGCAAAGUCCGAGGUACCGUUUCAUUUUUUGGGGCUCAAGUGC